AUGAACUAUCGCGCUCCCGUAGACUCACCCGUUUCUCUCUACUUUAAGACAUUUCCUCUUAAGAUUUGGUCCCACAGGCAUUUCUUUAAGCAUACAGGUACUCUAGAUUUGGAUCAAGCGACCCGUCUCUGGUUCGAUAAUAUCAUCACUAUAAAAUAUCUUCCCGGUUCGUUGGUCGACGAGGAGCUGUUUACUACAAUUAUCAGGAGGAAAAUGGCAAAUGUAUUUGAUGCUAAUGAAAAGAAACGUAAAUACGCUGAAGAUGAAGUACACACUAAUUCUGUUAUGACGUCUGCCGAACUUCUGAAAGAUACCUUUGAGCACCAUAGAAAAAAUACAAAACGAAAGCUAGACGCACCUGCGACCCCAUCAAACGUGACCCCAAUAGUUACUUCUGUUGUAAAUAUAUCUAAUGAAACUUUAAUCCUUGGACUGAAGGCUAAGAGUGAUGACGACGAACCAGACAUGAGAAACAUUGAAUUUGAUCAGUAUCUAUAUGACAAACCAGACACGAAAAACAUUGAAUUUGAUCAGUAUCUAGAUGACGAAAAUUUUAUUCAAGAGAAACUUUUGUUAAAUAAUUCGUAUAUACUUGAAACUAACGUUGUUGAUACCCCCAUCGCGACUGAUGAAGAUCUUGGGCUAGAAAAAGCGGAAAAGGCUGUAAGAGAAUCGUUUACAAGAACUUUUCCUAGUCCCACGGAUCAGAAAAUGUUUGAUACAAUGCAGUUUAUUUUUUUACAGCUGUAA
This is a messenger RNA of Acaulospora colombiana, 750 nucleotides long. The record is from the annotation of a GenBank genome assembly. NCBI's taxonomy places the organism in Eukaryota, Fungi, Glomeromycota, Glomeromycetes, Diversisporales, Acaulosporaceae.